Messenger RNA from Gongylonema pulchrum, 543 nucleotides. The record is from the annotation of a GenBank genome assembly. NCBI's taxonomy places the organism in Eukaryota, Metazoa, Nematoda, Chromadorea, Rhabditida, Gongylonematidae.
AUGCACAUUGCUGAACUUGCAAGGGAUAUUUUGCUGAAAGAUGAAGCAAAGAAUCAGCAACUGUCUGAGCUGAGUGAAAAAAAUCUUCAGCAGUCAGCGGAUAUUGUUAGGCUGGAAGAAGUCUUAGCAACUAAUAAUAACUACAUUUCUGCGAUGGAGGAUGAACUAAGAAAGCUGCGGAGAGAGAUGGCUACUUUGAUGGAUAAGAAAACGACUGAUUUUGAUGAGUACGAACAGGAAAUCUCGUCUUUGCGGGAACAGAUGACCGAAAAGAACACCAAUUUGAAUGAAAUGAUGCAAGAAGCGCAGCAGUUAAAGAAGAAGUUAGCGAUGAAAGAACAGGAGUUGCAGGAAGCACUGAGGAAGACUGAGCGAACACAAGAUACUAAUAGUGAGAAAUGUAAUGAUAAAGUGCUGGAACUGAAAGCAGAACGAAACAACUUGCUGAAUGAAAAUUCACAGCUGCGAAAUCAAGUGGCUCGAAUCAGUAAGGAUUUGACCAACGAGCGUGCUCACGUAGAGGAGCUGACGGCGAUUUGUAAU